Molecule: messenger RNA, 744 nt
Organism: Lodderomyces oxycetoniae
Lineage: Eukaryota; Fungi; Ascomycota; Pichiomycetes; Serinales; Debaryomycetaceae
Product: putative signal sequence-binding GTPase
Exons: 1
Coding region: 1-744 (247 amino acids)
Molecular function (GO): GTPase activity
Source: RefSeq, a predicted model, not a curated record
AUGCAAACAAUAGGACGUCGGGCGCAUAUUGUGAACCUCGACCCAGCAGCAGAACCUACAGAAUAUGAAUUUACAAUUGAUAUCCGAGACUUGAUAUCUCUCCAAGAUGUUAUGGAAGAGAUGGAUCUUGGACCGAAUGGUGGACUUGUUUACUGUUUUGAGUUCCUCUUGAACAAUCUAGAUUGGCUAGACGAGGAGAUUGGAGACUACAACGAUGAGUAUCUAAUAUUUGACAUGCCUGGACAAAUUGAAUUAUACACUCAUAUUCCCAUAUUGCCAACAAUAGUGCAGCAUUUAAAAACCAGUUUGAAUUUCAACCUAUGUGCUACAUACUUACUAGAGUCUUCAUUUAUUAUAGAUAGUUCGAAAUUUUUCAGUGGCACACUAAGUGCAAUGUCGGCGAUGAUCUUAUUGGAACUACCACAUUUGAAUAUUCUUUCAAAGAUAGACUUGAUCAAGGAUAAAGUGUCACAGAGAAGAUUGAAACAGUUUCUUAACCCUGAUCCGUACUUAUUAGCAAAAGAGGAAGACGAAAUAAACCCGAAAUUUAAAAAACUAACCACAAGACUCGCAAACUUGAUAGAUGAUUUUGGAAUGGUACAGUUUUUACCUCUAGAUUGUUCAAAAAAUAGCAAAAGUGUCGAGACAAUUUUGAGCUAUAUAGACGAUGUGACGCAAUGGAGCGAAGCUCAAGAACCAAAGGAGCCACACGAUGAAAUAGAGAUUCCAGAUGAAGCCUUCUGA